AUGGUAGCCAAUCAGCUUCUACAUUCAGCUUGUUCAAUUAAGCCUUAACAAAAAACCCUGGAAGCUGAUUGGUUUUUAUGCAGAGCUGCACCAUAUUUUGCAUUCUCCAGUUUAAGUAAAUAAACCCCACUGUGUCUUAAAAUUAACCUCUCUGGAGGUAUUCCCGAGUGUAGCUCAGGUAAAGUUUCAGUACCAAAAAUGGUAACCCUCGAGCUACACUCGGGAAUACCCUGCAGCGUUGCUCUGGGAUCCCUCCUGCACUUACCUUAUCCUUCGCUCCUACAAUGUCCCCCCUGCAGCAUCCCCAGACAUCUCCUCUGGCCAAUGCCAGCAUCCGUCUUCCGGGUUCCGUUCCCUGACUGCGAGUGUCAGGACGUACGGGGACGCACGGAACCGGCGGAAAAUUAAAAAAUGUUAAAAAGCGACAUUCACUAAAUACACUAA
Staurois parvus is the source of this 444-nucleotide messenger RNA. The record is from the annotation of a GenBank genome assembly. Lineage: Eukaryota; Metazoa; Chordata; Amphibia; Anura; Ranidae.